AUGGCAUCCGGUCUCUUUACUGGCAGGUCUCUGCUCCUAUUUCUCUUAUCAACUCUCCUUUCCUCUGUUUCGGCUGCAGUUCUUGGAUCAAGAGGCAACGACAAUGUGCCUCAGGGAGCACCAACAGUAACUGCAAAGAAUGGCAGUUACUAUGGCCUUUAUAAUUCAGAGUACAAUCAGGAUUUCUUCCUGGGCAUGCCCUAUACGCAGCCGCCCCUGGGUGAGUUUCGUUUGCAAGUGCCCCAGUCUUUGAACGAGACUUGGACCGGAGCAAGGGAUGCAACUGCAUACAGCCCUGAAUGCAUUGGUUAUGGUAGCGAUGACUGGGUCCUAGGAAAUAUCGUCUCAGAGGAUUGUCUGACGCUCAACGUCAUUCGGCCGAGCACUGUGAAAGCAGGGGAUAACCUGCCUGUCAUUUUCUGGAUUCAUGGUGGUGGCUAUUCCGAGGGCGGGAGCCGUGAUCCCAGAUACAACCAGUCGUUCCUCAUACAACGCUCGGUAGAGGUUGGAAAGCCCAUUAUCGGCGUCAGCAUCAAUUACAGAUUGUCAGGCUGGGGCUUCCUCUGGGGAGAAGAAGUUGCCGAAGCAGGUGUCACCAAUCUUGGUAUUCGCGAUCAACGCCUGGCGUUGCACUGGGUUCAGGAAAAUAUUGCUGCUUUUGGUGGAGAUCCAUCCAAAGUGACCAUACACGGCGAAUCGGCCGGUGCAAACUCCGUGGGCACACACCUUGUCGCCUACGGAGGUCGUGAUGAUGGUCUCUUCCGAGCUGCUAUCGCGGAAUCCGGCGGCCCAACACCAUUGAGUUACUACGUCAACGCCUCAGCCUGGGAGCCGAACUAUCAGAAAAUCGUCCAGCUGGCUAAUUGCAGCAACGCAGCCGAUACACUUGCCUGUCUGCGGACGCUGCCAACGGAACAGCUCAGCAACGUCUUCAACUCGAGUGGUGUUGUCGCAUACACGGAUCCCGUCAUUGAUGGAGAUAUCAUCACCAAGUCGACUACCGCUUUGACCAAGGAAGGGAAUUUCGUCAAAGUACCCUUCUUGAUAGGCACCAACUUCGACGAGGGCACCUCGUUCGGCAUACAGGGUAUCAACACCACUGAGGAAUUCAGGGCAUCCCUUUCGGAGAACACGCCCAUGCUCACUGAGGAAGCCAUUGAUAAAGUCGCCGAGCUAUACCCGGACAUUCCUGAGCUGGGAAUUCCUUCCACACUACACAGUCGCCCCCCUCCAGCCUCCCCUUACGGCAGACAGUGGAAACGCUCGGCUGCGUACGGUGGCGAUUUGAGGAUGCACACGGGGCGACGAAUUACAUCCCAAGCCUGGGCUAAGUAUGGCGUGCCGGCGUACACAUACCAGUUCGAUGUUCUCGUCAACGGUAAAAAUGAAUACAUUGGCAGCACACACUUCCAGGAAGUAGCCUUCGUGUUUGACAACACCAAUGGCUACGGAUAUGAGAACGCGGUUGCUGUUGAUCCGUUCGCGAACGAGCCGCCUACGUUCGACGAGCUGGCUAGCAUUAUGUCCACUGCUUGGAUUAGUUUUGUGCAUGAUAUAGACCCUAAUAGCAAUGCGUUCAGUGACAAAAGGGGCAUUAAUAAGGAAGGCUUGGAGUGGCCUGUGUAUGGCAUGGAAAAUCCGUCCAAUAUGGCGUUCAAUGUGAAUGUGUCUGGUUUGGCGUAUAUAGAGCCUGAUACAUAUCGUGGAUCUGCUAUUGCUUAUAUGGCUGACAAUUUCGAGGGAGUAUGGGGUAGGUAG
Molecule: messenger RNA, 1758 nt
Organism: Talaromyces atroroseus
Lineage: Eukaryota; Fungi; Ascomycota; Eurotiomycetes; Eurotiales; Trichocomaceae
Exons: 1
Coding region: 1-1758 (585 amino acids)
Source: RefSeq, a predicted model, not a curated record